This is a messenger RNA of Cyphellophora attinorum, 1665 nucleotides long. Its product is annotated as Versicolorin B synthase. Lineage: Eukaryota; Fungi; Ascomycota; Eurotiomycetes; Chaetothyriales; Cyphellophoraceae. The transcript is spliced from 4 exons. The record is from RefSeq and is a predicted model, not a curated record. Gene Ontology annotation, molecular function: flavin adenine dinucleotide binding; oxidoreductase activity, acting on CH-OH group of donors. Bases 1 to 1665 code for a protein of 554 amino acids.
AUGAAUCUAGACGAAGCGUUGCCUCGUUCACCGCAGUAUGACGUGAUCAUCGUAGGCGGCGGCACCGCCGGCUGCGUCCUCGCCGCACGCCUCUCAAUUCGCGCACCAAGCCUUAAACUCCUGCUGCUCGAAGCAGGCCCCAACAACAAUGAAGACAGUCUUGUGCGGACCCCGCUACCGAGCCGUCGCAUGUUCGGAAACCCGAACUAUGAUUGGUGUCUGCGCUCAGUCCCGCAGAAAGGACUCAACGGCCGCACAAUCGAGCAGACCAGAGGCAAGAUGCUUGGUGGGAGCAGUGCUAUCAACUCGCACUCUUUGGUAUACCCGAAUCGGGAGAUGCACGAUGCCUGGGCUAGCUUGAUCGGAGACGAUAGGUGGGGUUGGUCUGGGAUAGAGCCGUACUACAGGAAGUUUCAGCAUAUCAUUGGGGAUGGAGGUAGUACCCAGCAUGAUGGACCGAUCCAGGCGUCUUUCCCGCGAGAACUGAAUCAGGUUCAGCUGGCAUGGAAUAGUAAUGGGAGGAUUGACUACCACGAACGCUAUCAAUGGCAGUGGGGAGCGAAGUCAUGCUGCGAUGCCUAUUUGAGACUUGCUGGUUCGAAUCUCACCAUUGAGACCGCAGCACACGUCGAAAAGGUUGUCACUCGCAACGAAGGGUCCGAUGUGAUCGCAGAGGGUGUUUUUUACAGGAGAGACGAGAAGCGUGUCUUUGCGAAGGCCACCAGGGAGGUGAUUCUUUGCGCCGGCGUCUUCGGCUCGCCUCAGAUUUUGGAGCUCUCCGGCAUAGGCCAACGAGACAUACUAGAGGCAGCAAACAUUCAGCCAGUGCUUGAGUUGGCGGGUGUUGGAGAAAACCUCCAGGACCACCUGAACUACGGUCCAAGCGUCGAGGUCCGCCCGGAGGUCGAGACGCUGGAUAGCCGAAGAUACGAACCAUCAGUCGUGGCAGACCACCAACGACAGUACGACACCACAAGAGGCGGAGUUCUCGCGGAGGGCGCAGCUUACAGCUUCGCAUACUGGCCAUUGCAGCUUUUCAACGAUGAGCAUGAAGAACAGCUGCUACGUAGCGCAGUGGCUGCUCAUAAAGCCACACAUCCCGCCUCUCCCCACAAUCAAUACAUCUACGACAGCUUACUGUCACCAGAAGCCGCAAGUGCGACAGUGUUCAUGACGCGAAUGGCUCGGUAUGCACCGGACCUGGUCGCAGAUGACGGAAACACGCAUACCAGGUCUGCUGUUCCAGGAGACCCACCUUUGAUCGACCCGCGGUAUCUGAGCGAUGACCUCGAUGUCGAAGUGUUGGCGCGGCAUGUCGUUCAGCUUGAGAAGCUGCUUCAGCUUAGCUCGUUCCGGGACGUUGUGUUACCGGACGGACGGCGUUUUCCAAGAACGUUCAGCAAGCCGGAACAAUCAAGUGAAGACGUCAAAGAGGCGAUACGUGAACACGGCGCGACGAACUAUCACCCGUGCGGCACCUGUGCAAUGCUGCCGGCUGACGCUGGUGGCGUGGUGGGUUCUAGCCUCCGAGUAUAUGGUACGCGGAAUCUACGUGUAUGUGAUGCCAGCAUAUUUCCAAUCAUCCCUCGUGGGAAUAUCUUGUCCACGGUGUAUGCUGUUGCCGAAAAGGCAGUGGAUAUGAUCUUGGAUGAGUGGAGUGCGUAG